CCGCUUCCCCCCACCCUGCGCAUAUUCAAACCACGCCCCCUUCGCCAUUGCCCUCUCCCUUCCAGUUCAUCCACGAUUCCAAUCCUCCCCGACCUCGAACGAGACCAGCCGCUAAUCCACAAGUUAGAGACGAUGGCGUUAUCACUCAUCACCAGAUUGCUAACCCUGGCUCUGGGUUACGCGUACCCGGCGUACGCUUGCUACAAGAUGCUGGAAGUGCACCCUCCGCAGAUCGAGCAAUUGCUUUUCUGGUGCCAGUACUGGAUUCUCGUGGCGACGCUGACAGUCGUCGAGAGGUUCGCGGACUGGAUAGUGUCAUGGCUGCCAAUGUACGGCGAGGUGAAGCUGCUGCUCGUCCUCUACCUCUGGCACCCCGGCACACGGGGUGCGGGGCACGUGUACGAUGGCCUCCUCCGUCCGCUGGUGGCGAGGCACGAGCACGACAUCGACCGGGGCCUGCUGGAGCUGAGGGCCAGGGCGAGGGACAUGACGGCGUCGCAACUCAAGGUGGCGGUUGCCGUCGGACAGGCGUGGCUCGUCGAGGCUGCCCGGUGUGUUUCGUCGCAGCUGCAGGCCGCGAGAUCAGACCGGGCAGGCGCUGCUCAUUGACGAGUAGGUAGCUGCUCACCAGCCACAACACUGUCUGUCGUAGUCGAUGUUUAUACUCUAGAAAGAUGCUGUACUUAAGAAUACCUGUUACGGU
This is a messenger RNA of Triticum aestivum (bread wheat), 703 nucleotides long. RefSeq names its product putative HVA22-like protein g. The transcript has 5 exons. The record is from RefSeq and is a predicted model, not a curated record. The coding region runs from base 133 to 609 and encodes 158 amino acids. Lineage: Eukaryota; Viridiplantae; Streptophyta; Magnoliopsida; Poales; Poaceae.